AUGGUCUCAAGCUACCAGGGGGCGAUUCUGCUGCAGUUCAACGUUGGUGGGGACAGUCUCGCGUAUUCGGAAAUCUCUGGGGGAACCGGGCUGGAUGAGGCAACGCUCAAGCCAAACCUGGCGCUGCUUGUCAAGCAGAAAGUGUUGACGCAGGAUGAGGAUACGUAUGAUCUGAAUUUGGAGUUCAAGUCAAAGAAGAUCCGAGUUAGUCUCAAUGCGCCCAUCAAGGCUGAGCAAAAGGCCGAGUCUGCUGAUGUGAUGAAGACGGUGGACAAGGACCAAAAGAUGCUUAUCCAGGCACUUAUUGUCAGGAUAAUGAAAUCUCGCAAGACUUUGAAGCACCAAGCCCUGAUCCAAGAAUUGAUUGGCCAGCUCGCGCCGCGCUUCAAGCCGUUGGUGGUAGACAUCAAGAAGGCGAUCCUCCUCUCCUACAAUGGCACCAGCUACAAAUUUCCAAAUGUACGGAAAUCGUACUAG
Messenger RNA from Puccinia triticina, 477 nucleotides. RefSeq lists its product as uncharacterized. The transcript is spliced from 4 exons. Gene Ontology annotation, biological process: protein ubiquitination; SCF-dependent proteasomal ubiquitin-dependent protein catabolic process. Bases 1 to 477 code for a protein of 158 amino acids. Gene Ontology annotation, molecular function: ubiquitin protein ligase binding. Gene Ontology annotation, cellular component: SCF ubiquitin ligase complex. Lineage: Eukaryota; Fungi; Basidiomycota; Pucciniomycetes; Pucciniales; Pucciniaceae. The record is from RefSeq and is a predicted model, not a curated record.